This is a messenger RNA of Symbiodinium natans, 528 nucleotides long. NCBI's taxonomy places the organism in Eukaryota, Dinophyceae, Suessiales, Symbiodiniaceae. The record is from the annotation of a GenBank genome assembly.
AUGAAGGGAGAUUUGAAAUGGCUCGCCAGCACGGACGACCCCAAGGAUGGGGGCACGUACCUGGGUCUCGGGUCCACGCAUUAUUUGAAUGUGUUCUGCGAUUCUGGCUGGCGUGGUUCUGAUGACUUUCAUCACAGCCUGGGAUCGCUUGCACACCCGCCUCCCCUGCUUCGCCUCAGUGGUUUCAGCAACCACCUCAUUUGGGAUGAUGUUUUGCAUGUGGCAUGGCGUGGAUUCGCAGCAGACUUUGCGGCGAGCGUGCUGGUGGAUAUGUUUGGCAAGGGCUUGGCGUUGCAAAAAGCUUGUGACAUGGCACGGCACUGGGCCACAUCGAAGGGCCACCAGCUUUCGCUGGACGAGUUCAGUCUCUCGGACGACAAGUUCCCGUCCCUGAACGCGAAAGCGUGGGACGUCAAACUGGUGUGUCUUUGGCUUGUUCCUGGCCAGCAUGGCUUUGUCCUGUUGGUAGGGAUCAUCUCGAAACCUCAUCCUCUAGGAUUUUCUUUUCAGCGUUUUGAUUUCGGUUAG